AUAUCUCUGACUAUGUGUGGUGUGUCAAGUAUGUGAGCAUAUUUAUGCAAGUCACAAUAAGUUGCUUACUGUAAAACUCCAACCUGAACACAUAUUUUUAUAUUUAGUUGUACCAAUGGGCGGCAAAGUUUAUAAUUAAACUGGACUAUAUUCAGGUUCAAGCACACACCCGUUCAUAACAAUCAGAAAAUAUAUAUAUAUAAACACUUAUUUUUUAAGUAUAAAUAAAAUUGGUACUCGCUGUGAUUUGUCGUUGUAAACAGCUCAUUUUUUUAGGAAUAGAGCACUAUAAAGUUUAAAGACGCGCGGUGUAUAUUAAACAGCUAAAAAAUUAAUCAAAAGCAAUGAUUUAAACCAUCUACGCUACGAAAGAAGGCAAAAUGACAUUUAGCAUGUGCUCGCCCGUCUGACCACAUCUCGCUGCAUAGACUUCGGUACCACCACCAACUCGUUAUCGUCAACUAGCUUUUGAAGAAUACCACUUUUCUCAAAAUAAUCGUUGUAUAUCUGCUUUUCUUCAACGUUUGUGACUGGAUAACGGCUGAAGGCGUCUACAUGCCUCAUUCGGAGUCCACUUCAAUGUUCUACUUGAUAAUAAUAUUCUUGAAGGCGUAAUACCCAACAACAAACGGAAAAACAAACAAAAAAUUAUCCAGUGAGUGCAAAAACAAAACUGAGUGCGUCGCGGUUAAACCCGCCUGAUCGAAUGCACUCAAAUGCCUAUUUUUCUUAUUUCGAGUAAUCAACGCCCACACAAAAAAAGGCAAAAGAAAGCAACAUGCAAACAGAAGAUUCUCAGCAGUAUUCAGAAAGCGGAGCAGACCGAAAAGUCGGCAGACAAACAAGACAAAAAAGGUAACAGCAACCAAACACCCAGCAGGAAGUCGCCCAUCAACACAAAUGAAAAGGAACAGGCAAGCGGUACGCCCAAUGCAACAAAAUAGAACACAAUAAUACAGACAGGACUAGAUCGAUCUAUAAAUAUCAAGAGGAUAUCAAGCCUUAUUAAUAACACCAACAGCAAAAAAGUGCAAAUACCUGCAAUGUUCAGUUAAAAAAAGUGGAUUAUAUGACACGGAUGAUAACAAUAGUAAAUAUAUCGACCUAUGGUAUAUUGAAAAAGACAGCUGUUUGGAGGUUAAUCGAAUAUUUUUUAAUAGAACUCCGACCAUUACCGGCAAGAACAAUACACAAUCAAGUGCCAUCAACGUACAGCCCAAAUAAAAAAGUUAACACUGCUGAAAAACUAUAAACUCAACGAGGAUCAAAGUAUAAAAAUAUUUGCCAGGGAACUUUUAAAAAACUGUAAUGGAAGCGAAAAUGAAGACCCAGCGCUUAAUAGACAAUUUUUCAUAACAAACAUAAAGCAUCAUCUUCUCAAAUAACCAGUUAAUCAAAAGAAAGCUGUGAACAUCUUAGAGAGUACAUCGAUGCGAAUUCAUCUUACAGAAGUAAUUUACAUGAAAAGUCACAGGGAAACAUAACGAAUGAUAACACUGUUUUUGAAAGCUGUAGCAAAUUGCAGUUAUUGAGUUCUAAUUAUCAUUAUGAAAAUGACGUGUUCCAAGAUAAUACUUUCGAUGAAAGAAAUGAUAAUUCCAAUGUACAACGGGUUAUUUUUUUAAGAACUGUAGAAACAGGAAAACAAUUUAAAUCUUGCAAUAGAGAAAAACAAUACCAAAAUCGAAGUAAAUUCAAUACAUUUGAUUGUUGCUCACAUCCUCUGGUAAAAUUUUAUUCAAGUGAAAAUAAACCUACGAAUUGUUUGAGUAUAUGUGAAACUGAAACAUCGCGCCAAAAUAUUUUUUAGUAACAUGGAACUAGAAAACAAUCGCGAACCAGGAGAAGCUGAUGGUGUAGGGACAAAGCGAAUAAACAAUGAUGGAAAAAGUAUUGAAGAUGUAGAUAAGGCACGAACGGGUGGCAAUCAUACAAUGGAAAAUGGUCCAAUAGGCACUGACAGUCAUUUGGACACAUCGAACAUUCCUGAAACGAUAAAUGGUACAACAAUUGGCGGCGGAAUAUAUCAGCAAAAGACGGUAACUAAUGUAACCACACAAAAACGCCCACAAAGACGAGGAGGAAAACCGCAGCCCGAUCGGCCUCAGCGAGUUUUAUUCUGUUUAAGUGUGAAAAAUCCGAUUCGAGCUUUAUGCAUAAAUAUCGUCGAAUGGAAACCCUUCGAAUACUUAAUACUUUUGACAAUUUUUGCAAACUGCGUCGCUCUAGCUGUAUACACUCCGUACCCAUACAGUGAUUCUAAUGUGACGAAUCAGGCUUUGGAAAAAAUUGAAUACGUAUUUUUAGUAAUAUUUACGGCUGAAUGUGUUAUGAAAAUAAUUGCAUAUGGAUUCCUAUUGCAUAGUGGCUCAUAUCUAAGGAAUGGAUGGAACAUUUUAGAUUUUUUUAUCGUGGUCAUAGGCAUGAUAAGCACGGUACUUUCUAAUCUUAUGAAGGAAGGCUUCGAUGUAAAAGCCCUCAGAGCUUUUCGAGUCCUACGUCCCCUACGACUAGUGUCGGGAGUACCAAGUUUGCAAGUUGUUUUGAACUCAAUCCUUCGGGCAAUGAUACCAUUAUUGCAUAUUGCUUUGCUAGUAUUAUUUGUAAUUAUAAUUUACGCAAUAAUUGGGUUAGAGCUGUUUUCUGGAAAACUGCAUAAAACAUGUCUCCGUCCAGAUACUGGUGAACGUAUGAAAGAUGAGCAUCCCUGUGGAACAGGGUUCCAAUGUUCUACUGGUUAUGUUUGCUAUGAAAAGUGGGACGGUCCCAAUCAUGGAAUCACAAAUUUCGACAACUUCGGCUUAGCUAUGUUGACGGUUUUUCAAUGUGUUACUCUAGAAGGUUGGACAGACGUUCUAUAUAACAUUCAAGACGCAAUGGGAAGCACGUGGCAAUGGAUAUACUUUGUUUCAAUGGUUAUAUUAGGUGCUUUUUUUGUAAUGAACUUAAUUCUCGGUGUGCUCUCCGGCGAAUUUUCAAAAGAGCGCACAAAGGCUAAAAAUCGUGGUGAUUUUCAAAAAUUAAGAGAAAAACAACAAAUCGAGGAGGAUGUGCGGGGCUAUUUAGAUUGGAUUACUCAGGCCGAAGAUAUUGAGCCAGAUUCAGAUGGUAACUUAAUGCAUGACGGAAAAGCGAAACAGUCCAAUGAGAUAAAAUCAUUCGAUCUACUGGAAGAUGAAAGUCAGGAAGUUCAAGUAGCUGAAUCGUGGUGGCGUAAAGGAAAAAAAGAUUUUGAUCGCCUUAAUCGCAGAAUGAGAAGAUCAUGCCGAAAGGCUGUAAAGUCACAAGCUUUUUACUGGCUUAUUAUAAUGCUAGUGUUUUUAAAUACCGGUGUUCUCGCUACUGAACAUCAUGAACAACCAUUUUGGCUUGAUAAUUUUCAAGAGUAUACAAAUAUUUUCUUCAUUGGGUUAUUUACUUGUGAAAUGCUACUGAAAAUGUACAGUUUGGGAUUCCAAGGCUACUUUGUAUCGCUGUUUAAUCGUUUCGACUGUUUCGUAGUUAUUGGUAGUAUAACAGAAACAAUACUGACAAAUACGGGCAUAAUGCCACCGCUUGGAGUAUCAGUAUUACGAUGCGUUCGCCUCUUAAGAGUCUUCAAGGUUACAAAGUAUUGGCGAUCUCUUUCCAACCUCGUGGCAUCGCUUUUGAACUCCAUACAGUCAAUUGCAUCUUUAUUGCUGUUGCUAUUUCUUUUUAUAGUUAUAUUUGCUCUUUUGGGCAUGCAAGUUUUUGGAGGAAAGUUUAACUUUGAACCAUCGGAAGAGAAACCACGUGGGAACUUUGAUUGCUUCUGGCAGAGUUUAUUAACAGUGUUUCAGAUACUUACCGGAGAAGAUUGGAAUGUAGUUAUGUACAAUGGAAUACUAGCUUAUGGUGGAAUAAAAACAAUUGGUGCAUUGGCAUGCGUUUAUUUUAUAAUUUUAUUCAUUUGCGGCAAUUAUAUACUUUUAAAUGUUUUUUUGGCCAUCGCUGUUGAUAAUUUGGCUGAUGCAGAUUCAUUGACAACAAUUGAAAGAGAAGAAGUAACUGACGAUGGCAAAUUUAAUAAAUCACCAAGUCCAACUCCCACAAUUGAGGGUGAGGGAAUGAAGAACAUAAAUAUUGAAAUAGAUAUGGAUGGAGAUUGCAUAGAUAUAGAAAAAUUAGAUGAUGAGGCCAUUUAUGAAGAUGAAGAAGGCGAAAUCUGCGAUGAGGACUUAGAUGAAUCCCGCUCCGAAGUAACACCACGAGCAACAGCACGUCCUCGGCGCCUUUCUGAAAUCAGCAUUAAGAAGACUAAAAAAACAAUACCUCGGGGAAGCUCGUUUUUUAUAUUUAGUAAUACAAACAGGUUUCGUAUAUUUUGCCACUGGCUCUGCAAUCAUAGCAACUUUGGAAACGUUAUACUGUGCUGUAUUAUGUUCUCUUCAGCAAUGUUGGCAGCAGAGGAUCCGUUAAAGUCAAAUGCUGAUCGCAAUCAAGUACUAAACAAAUUUGAUGUGUUUUUCACGGGUGUCUUCACAAUAGAACUGUUACUUAAAUUGAUUUCAUAUGGCUUUGUAUUGCAUGACGGAGCCUUUUGCAGAUCUGCAUUUAAUCUUCUCGACUUACUUGUAGUCUGUGUGUCCUUGAUAUCAAUUCAGUCCAGUUCGAAUGCGAUCUCAUUCGUGAAAAUAUUACGAGUACUUCGCGUUCUAAGACCUCUGCGUGCCAUUAAUCGUGCCAAAGGACUUAAGGUAACUAAAAAUUUAUCCAACAUAUGUAGUUAGUAUGUAAAAUUUCAAUAAUUUUGAGUUAGUAGAGUACAUUUAAUUAGCACAAUGAAAUUGCGUUAUAUAAAAAUUGGUGUUUUGUAACCUCCAAUUUGUGGUGUGCGUCUUUGUCUUGUUAAAACAGGUUGAGGGAUCUACAGUUUAUUCUACGCCACCUCUGAACGGCCGAUGGCCAACAGAGUUUUAGAACUCAAUCCUUACAGCUUGGCUACUGCGGCCGCCGUUACAUAGUAUAAAAUAUUAAACAAAAUUCUUCUACUGUGCAUUUAUAAUGACCCAACUCUCAAACGAUUAAUUAAAGUUAAAACCUUCUGUUAAAUUAAAGAUCAUUUCUGAUAAUAAAAAUUCGCCUUAUUUUUGCUUUUGCUCUGAAAAAACACACAUGAUUUAAUAAUAUAUUUC
Molecule: messenger RNA, 5156 nt
Organism: Ceratitis capitata (Mediterranean fruit fly)
Lineage: Eukaryota; Metazoa; Arthropoda; Insecta; Diptera; Tephritidae
Gene: Ca-alpha1D
Product: voltage-dependent calcium channel type D subunit alpha-1
Exons: 19
Coding region: 1815-4751 (978 amino acids)
Biological process (GO): calcium ion import across plasma membrane
Cellular component (GO): voltage-gated calcium channel complex; membrane
Molecular function (GO): high voltage-gated calcium channel activity
Source: RefSeq, a predicted model, not a curated record